This is a messenger RNA of Saccostrea echinata, 357 nucleotides long. RefSeq lists its product as uncharacterized. Bases 1 to 306 code for a protein of 101 amino acids. The record is from RefSeq and is a predicted model, not a curated record. NCBI's taxonomy places the organism in Eukaryota, Metazoa, Mollusca, Bivalvia, Ostreida, Ostreidae. The transcript has 3 exons.
AUGACUGUUGGUUUCCUUUAUGUAAACAAGCAAUCAUCAGAGAAAAAUUCAAACUCUAAUUUGACAACAUCAGCGCUUUACGGUGUGACAGCAGUUCUCUUUAUAAGUAUUUUUCUCAACAUAUUCCUCAUUGUUCGGAAUGUCAGACAUACCAUUUAUAAAAGACAGAACUCAAAGGAUGUACAAAAACAACAGGAUCAAACACAAGAUCAAAACACAACUACAUAUGACAGAGUUGAGGAUAAUGCAGGUUACCAAGAACUUGGACAAUUAAGUCAACCCUCACAUUACGAUCUACUCAAGUGAAUGUAGCAUUUGUACUUGUACUUUGGUCUUAAAAACUGUUUCUGUUUUCGA